Glossina fuscipes is the source of this 1094-nucleotide messenger RNA. RefSeq names its product protein-L-isoaspartate(D-aspartate) O-methyltransferase-like. The transcript has 6 exons. NCBI's taxonomy places the organism in Eukaryota, Metazoa, Arthropoda, Insecta, Diptera, Glossinidae. Gene Ontology annotation, cellular component: cytoplasm. Gene Ontology annotation, molecular function: protein-L-isoaspartate (D-aspartate) O-methyltransferase activity. The record is from RefSeq and is a predicted model, not a curated record. Gene Ontology annotation, biological process: protein modification process. The coding region runs from base 95 to 904 and encodes 269 amino acids.
GAAACAAAACAAACAAAAUAUUUCAACAAACUGUUGAGUGAGAUUAUACUGAAGUCAAGUUUUCUUUGCUUCAUCGUUACGCGGACGUUUCGGUAUGGCUCCGGUUGACGGUCCCGGUUUUUGCGUAUCGUUGUUGCUGGCGUUGUUAUUGUUGGUUUCCAUAUCAGGAGGUUUACGUUGGCAAGAAAAAGAACAGAAAUUAAUUGUGUGGCGAAAGAAGAUGGCUUGGCGUUCUGUAGGAGCCAACAAUGCCGACCUUAUACGACAAUUAAAAGACUACGGAGUUAUAAGUACUCAAGCGGUCGCAAUUGCUAUGACUAAUACAGAUCGUCGAUUUUAUGCUCCUCACAAUCCAUAUAUGGACGCACCUCAAAGUAUUGGUCACGGCGUAACGAUUAGUGCACCUCAUAUGCAUGCUUUUGCAAUGGAAUAUUUGCGGGAUCGUAUGAUACCUGGUAGUCAUGUCUUGGAUGUAGGCUCAGGAUCAGGUUAUCUAACUGCUUGCUUUUGGCGUUAUAUACAAGCUCAAGGGGAGAAUAAUAGUACAAAAGUAGUUGGAGUAGAACAUAAUCCAGCUUUAGUCACACUUAGCAAGCGAAAUCUCGAUGCUGAUGAUUCAGAGAUGUUAAAAUCGGGAAGUUUAGUUAUUAUUGAGGGUGACGGUCGCAAUGGAUACCCAGAGUUUGCACCUUAUACUGCUAUACAUGUAGGAGCUGCUGCUGCUGUAACACCUCAACCAUUACUUGAUCAAUUGGAAAAGGGCGGACGAAUGGUUGUACCUGUUGGGCCUGAGGGAGGAGAACAAUAUAUGAUGCAGUAUGACAAAAAGCAAGACGGAACAGUUAAAGAAACCAGAUUAAUGGGUGUCAUGUAUGUUCCAUUAACUGAUCUACAUCGUUCGUGACUUUAUUUAAGUUUGAAAAUAAUGAUUUCAAUACUAUUGUUUGGCAUUGUAGCAUACCGGCUUUGGGUUUGGCUGAGCUAAAUCAACUACAAUUCAUUAAUUAUAAUUCUAUACUGAAUAAUCUAAAUAUGUAGCUUUUUUCCGUCAUAUAAAGAAAAAAUUUAAUAAAAAGCAGCGAAUAUGUUAUCUC